Molecule: messenger RNA, 3904 nt
Organism: Grus americana (Whooping crane)
Lineage: Eukaryota; Metazoa; Chordata; Aves; Gruiformes; Gruidae
Gene: RGS10
Product: regulator of G protein signaling 10
Exons: 5
Coding region: 127-672 (181 amino acids)
Biological process (GO): regulation of G protein-coupled receptor signaling pathway
Molecular function (GO): G-protein alpha-subunit binding; GTPase activator activity
Source: RefSeq, a predicted model, not a curated record
GCGGCCGCGGGGGAGCGGAGCGGGCCGGGCCGGGGCGGCGUGGGGCGCCUCCCCGGAGGGGAGCGGGGAAGGCGCGGCCGCCCCCUCCGGCUCCGGGCAGCGCGGGGCCGUGCGGCCGCCCCCGAGAUGUUUAACCGGGCCGUGAGCCGGCUCAGCAGGAAGCGCCCGCCGUCAGAGAUAAAUGACAGCGAGGGUCACCCAAGCAGCAGCCACCAAACCUUGAAAGGAACCUCAAAAUGGGCUACAUCACUGGAGAACCUUCUUGAAGAUCCAGAAGGAGUGAAACGAUUUAGGGAAUUUUUAAAGAAGGAAUUUAGUGAGGAAAACGUUUUGUUCUGGCUAGCGUGUGAAGAAUUUAAGAAAACACAGGGGAAAAAACAGAUGCAAGAAAAAGCUAAAGAAAUUUACAUGACCUUCCUGUCCAGCAAAGCUUCCUCCCAAGUCAAUGUUGAAGGGCAGUCCCGUUUGAGCGAGACCAUUUUGGAGACACCUCACCCUCUCAUGUUUCAGAAGCUCCAGGAUCAGAUAUUCAAUCUCAUGAAAUAUGACAGCUACAGCCGCUUCUUAAAGUCAGACAUAUUCCUAAACCAUAAGAAGUCCGAGGAGCAAGAAGAGAAUUCACCAGAGGCUCAGACUGCAGCUAAAAGAGCAUCAAGAAUUUACAACACAUGAUACAAUGAAUCUCUUCAGGAGAGGCAAAUACAAUAACUAAAUUACACUCAGGAACAGUCUAGGUUUAUAGCAGUUGCAUUUAGGGCUUGAAGAGCUCAAAACCUUUUUAGGAAAUACUUACCGUCUUAAUUGCUUGAAUGACUAAUUGUUUUUGCAUGAUAGCGAAUAACCAAGCACCCAUGGAAAGACUGUUUCCUAGCUAAAAAGGCUGAGAUAUUCCUCCAUAGCAUGAAUUGCAUUUCAUAUUUCACAAGUUAAAAUGCUUUAAAUUUUUGUAUUUUCUUUUGUGAGGCAUCAUGAUGAUGAGAAAUGGGAGGUAGGGUGGUUGCGUUUUUAUUUUUGCCUUGUAACUUUUAUUUGUGACUCGUUUUUACAUCCUGAAUUGCUGGGAGAAGCUAUUGAGGAGUACUUUUUUUGUUACUUUGUGGGUGACUCAUUCAUAGAAAACUUCAUCAUGAAGGGACUGCAUCUUUCAGGGUUAAGUUCAAUAGAAUCCAAUCCCUUCCUAUGUAACUUUGUUCUUUCAAGGUGGUAUCUGUUUUGCUUUGCCUGUAUUGCUGAUUCAGAACACUUCUCUCAUCAUGAUUUUCAUGUCUGUAUUUCUUAAAUUUCCCCCAUUGUUUUUUGCAGUAGACAAUCACCUUCUUCAGAGGAUGGAAUAACAUGUAUUCCCUUGGGAACAAAAGCUGUAAGAUAGAAUCUCUGAAGAACUCUGAACAGCCAUUAGGAAACCUGACAGUUAAUAUCCCAUUCUGGGCAUGCUGGUUUCAGGAAAAGGCACGCUGGUUUCAGGAAAAGGCACACUGAUUUCAGCAAAGCUUGCCCGGGGCAUGUCCUGCAUGUCAGCGUAACAUCAGUGUCAGAUGCUGGUAUUGGGAAGCAUCUGGUCUCUCCUAGGUCUCCUGAGCAAUCCCGCUCUGUGCGGCAAGAAUACUUUGGCAAAGGACUAACCAAGAAAGUCUGGCUUUGUUUUACUAAAGGCUUUCUACUAAAUUCAUCCUGCCUAAUUUUGUUUGCCCCAGAGAAAUAUUUCAGGGUAUUCUAACAGUAACUUUCGAUAGCUGCAAUGGAGCAGGGGGUUGACGUUGUGGUUUAGCUGUUCUCACAUCAAGCUUGAGAGGAAGGGGAAUUUAUUUCUGCCCAGAGCAAUCAGAGAUGAAAUGUCAGGGUGGUAAAGGAAGACACUCCCAAUGAGCCUUCUGUAUUGUCCUGGGACUGUGUCAGAGCUGCAGAGCACGUUUUGGCAUACGAUUUUUUCAUGUCUUCAUAUAUGUUUUACUUAAAUCACUGCAGUGUUACUAAAUUGCAGUUUAAGUUGGGAAAGCAUAUUAGCUAUGCGCUCUAUUUACAAGCUUAGCAGUGGGUAGUCUAGCUGUUUCACAUUCUCUCAUUAUUUACUCUUUCAUUUUUUGCACUGCUUUUCUUGGACUUUUGUUUAUGUGCUGGCUAAUCUAAAUGCACAGUUAGGUUUUGAUCGGUUUACAGUUCUUUUUUGUUGGAAAGUCCAGAUAUGUAUACGUUACUGUCGCUAUCAACAUUUUAAAACUAAGUCUAGAUUGUAAUUUUUGAGGAUGCAAACUCACUUGGUAGAGUUGAUUAUUUCUUUUAACUCUGAGCCACUCUUGCAGGUACUGUGUAAAGAAAAUUGUUUCCAUGGGCUCUUCCCUAGUUAGAUACAGAGCGGGAAUGGGAGUUCCGAUUCUUCCCCCAGAGCUAAAUGGCCUGUUCAUUUUUAGGAAGUCAAAGAAGAGGUCAGUGCCUCCGUAUGCAUGUUUAAGAUGUAAUUCUUAUGCACUGAGUUCAUUUUCCUUUUAUCCUCUCAAAAGAUUUAACAGUGAAGUCAUAAUCAUGUUUCAGGCACCUUCAGUGGUAUUUGACCUCACGCUUAACUUGUAUUUCAAUGUUUUGCUGAAUAGGAAUGAAGUAAGCAUGUGCAUGAAUCCUUUUGUUGUGAUGUGGCCUGAGAAACAGGACCAUCCCGUUCUGGACUUGCCAACUACUUGCAGUCUCAGGAUUACCUCUUUUGAAAAUUCACUGCAAUAACAAACUCUUAACGCCUGCCACAGCAGAGGAUGGAACUUCUGAUACCGUUGAAGUCCUUGGGAGUGGGCAGCUUAAACACAUUUAGGAGUUGGGGUUUGUCUCUUCCCAGUAAUUGCAGCAGAAGUCUUAGUGAUACAGAAAAAUGCAGGAUGAGGACCUUCAUGGGAAAAAUGCAGAAUGAGCUCUUACCACAUUCAUCACAUGGAUGCACAGUAGAUCCAUUUUUAAUCAUAUUGAUUUUAAAAAUGCAUGAGUAAGGGAGGAGAGUCUUUGACUAUCGUGUUUUAAAAUAAUAAUAAUAAUAAAAAUAAAACCAGAAGCUGUCUGGACAACGGUAGGGCAUUAAAGAGACAAAAUACUCAUUUGUAGCUGCUCAUAAACAACAUUUUCCUUGGCAAUAUGCUCCCUAUCAGGUACUGUAUUAUUUGCUUGUUAAGAGCAAAUGCCCCACAGGAGUAGACACAAAGGUGCUUUACACUACUACCAACCAAAAGUUACUCAAAUGGAAAUGUAUUUUUUAGCAGCAUCUCAAUGCCUGUGAUGUUUCUCAGAUAAUAUACCUAAAUCCACAAAAUUCUUAAUCUUUGAAUCGCUCUUUUGCCUCAGCAGUUAAAAGUUCAUUGCCCCAUUGGCUGUCUUAUUUGCAGUGUUUGGUUUUGGUUUGUUUUUUAGAAGAAAAGCAACAACCAGACUUGCACGGAGCAGGAGUCAAAGCUUUUUUUUUUGAUCCAUUAGAUUGUCUGUAUUUUCCAGUGAAAGAGCAAUCGAAGUAAAACCGUGCAAGCAGAUACCUGUAAUUGCAGCAUGUGUAUAUGCGGAGAAAGGUUAUUUUGCUUCUGUUGAUAUUAUUACUGAUCAAACUUAUUUGUGAAAUAUAUGACAUUUUCUCUAUGUGGCACAGAACAAAUUGCACAGACAAACAAAGAACUGAGUUUCCCUAUAAGUAAAUCCUCCGUUCCAGGAACAACUGUAAAGAUUGCAUCGAACCUCAGGCUGUAAGUGGGUACUCGGAGUUGCUUUAUGUAGAGAUUAAAGAUAGGAUCUGCUCCUUUUCAUAGAACUUACACUGAAGGUAUAAGCACAAAAAGCAAGCAAGAGAAGUUUCAUGCCUGAUUGAUUGCAUGCCUUAAACUCUACCCUAUUGUGUUUUUCUUAGCUAAAAAUUAAAAUAUUCUACAAAUACACCCAA